Messenger RNA from Rhagoletis zephyria (snowberry fruit fly), 465 nucleotides. RefSeq names its product solute carrier family 35 member E1 homolog. The record is from RefSeq and is a predicted model, not a curated record. NCBI's taxonomy places the organism in Eukaryota, Metazoa, Arthropoda, Insecta, Diptera, Tephritidae.
AUGGUACUUUCGUUGGUCUCACCCCUGACUUAUGCGGUUGCCAGCGCAUCAAAAAGAAUUUUUGUGAUAGCUGUAUCACUGUUAAUUUUAGGGAGUCCUGUGACGUGGUUAAACUGCGUCGGCAAGACUUUGGCCAUAUUCGGCGUGUUAUGCUAUAACCGGGCCGAACAGGUGUCUAGAGCAACUUCUCUUUUUGGCGGACACUGGUCUAGAGCGUCAGACACGGUAUUACCUCUAACACAAAACCAUCGUAUUAAAUACGAGCCACUUAACGGAAAUCUGGAUCCCUACUAUCAAGGGGCAGUUACGAGCAGCGUAAAUGGUUUCACUAGUAAACGUGGUGAAAAACAGUAUCCUAAUGUAAAUACAGUUGCUGCAAACAGCCUGCUGACUAAUGGAAAUAUGUUUCCAAAUGGUAGUACGACAACGACCCGUUUACUUUUUGUUUGAUUUCGUAAUUAAAUU